AUGGAGAUGAGACCCAUGGAACCCGAGGAUCUAGUCGAGGUGAAGCGAUUGCACGAGCAGUGCUUCCCGGUCCGCUACGACAUGGCUUUCUACGAGAACGUCGUCCGAGGCUUCAUCGCGCGAGGAAAAGGCGACGUCGAGGAGCCGCUCUACACCCAGGUGGCUGUGGUGCCUCCCCCCGCCGACGGCUGCUGCGGGUGGCCCGGGAGCGAUAGCCACGCCGAAGAGUGCCCAGCGGACGGAGACAGCCCGGGCCAAUCGGAGACCGGCGAACAGUCCCGACGAUAUCCCCCCCACGGGGGUGACGUCAGCGGGUGCGGAGACGCAGCAGAACAGGGUGCUGCCACUGGGCAGGGGUGCGGUGGGACGGAGCGCAAAGGGAGAGCAACCCCGGGAUCGGGAUGCCCGCUGGCUGAUGCCGGGGGCGGGAGCGAAGAUAGUCUCGACGAGGGAGGAGCGGACGGGGGGCGGGAGAGGCGGGGGGAAAUCGCCGGCCUUAUUACUUGCCAGGUUAUGCCUCUCAGUCGAUGUAGAGAUCAGGAUCGAUUGGGGCUCAACACGUCGUAUGGGGGGGGAGGAGGUGCUGCGCACAGCGAGGUCGUCUACAUCCUGACGCUUGGCACAGAGACCAGGUACCGAAGACAGGGGAUAGGGCGCGCGCUGCUGCGCCGGUGCGUGUGGCUGUCUAGGCAGGAGAAAUCCAUCGGAGCCGUCUAUCUGCACGUCAUCACCACCAACCCUGCGGCACACCGGUUCUACGAGUCGGAGGGCUUUGUGCAAGUGUGCUGCAUUAGCGACUACUAUCGAAUAAACGGAGAGCUGUACGACUGCUACCUGUACGCGCUGUUCGUUAACGGCGCCCAACCUCCGGGAGAGCGGGGCUGGGGCAUCCAGAGCCUUUCUAGGCGGCUUCUCUCCAUCAUCUCCUUCUUUCGGAGGACCCUUGGCCAGGUGCCGGAAGAGGGGAAGCUCGCUGCGGCGGUGGCGGCCGCUGGCGGCACGUCCGCCCUGGAGCAGGAGCAACAGGACCGAGGGCCGGAAGACAUGGAGCAAGGCGAAGAGAGCCGCCGAAUGAUUUCGCCGUUCGCGGCCGAGGCGGCUGCUACGGGUGCGGCGGCCGCCGCUUACCGAAAAAGCGGGGUCGCCAGAGGUGGCGGCGACCAAUCAUCGGCUGCUGCUACCGGGGCGGGCACUCCUCUGCACCCCUCUGGAAGAGGGUUCGCGAACGGACCGCUGCGCACCCCCGCACACAGGGGUAGCGAUGGCAGCCCCCGUAUCGAUUCGCUCGAGGGAAGCAAGGAGGACACCGACUCGGCGCACGGAGGAGCAAGAAAAACAAUUGUGACCUUGUGGAACGCGGUGGGCAUGGGUGCGUGGGCACGGGGUGGGGCGGAGGACCGUUGCUCCGUGGACAAGUUUCGAGACGUUGUCGAGGUGGGACCGGGAGGUGUCUACGACGUAUCAUCGAAUGGCGGUGGCGACCGACAUUGGGGUGGGCGUGGGCAGGAGCCCGUAUGACCCUAACGAGAAUCGCGUCGACGUGUUUGACAUUUUCACGUAGGCGGAGGCGCCCCUCCCCCCCCCCCCCCCCCGGUACCACCGGGCGCUUGCGUUGGCGCAUCGUUAGAGUUUCUGGGUUUGGUAUUUCUUUUGUUGGUGGUGGCGUGGUGGAGGUGAGGGGGUCUAUACGCGGAGAGCUUCGUAGCUGGGAAGGAACGGUGUCUUGUGUCUGUUACGCUGUGUGUACAUAUGUCAUGAGGUGUGAUAGAGCUCCGACAGUAUUGAUCUCUGAAGAUGCUGCGAGGGCACUAUGACAGCAGUAGGCGUCUCUAUCUUCCCUUUGCGAAGUGUAGAGCGGCGUAAAUCAUGUUGCAGCGCUCCGAAGUGUACGAAAAUGGACCCCUAAGGCCUUCCAACUGCGUUGGUGAGGUAGUCAGCAAUCAUGUAGUGGUGAAUUGUCGAGACGUGGCGUAUUUUGCCCAAUUCCAGACUCUCGCUGGUCGCUUUGAUAAUAAUGUGAUUAUGCACAGGUGCUUGAUGCCUCCGUCGGUGGCAUCUUGAAAUCCUGGACGGAUAGAAAGUG
Ectocarpus siliculosus is the source of this 2083-nucleotide messenger RNA. Lineage: Eukaryota; Phaeophyceae; Ectocarpales; Ectocarpaceae. The record is from the annotation of a GenBank genome assembly.